UCGUAGCGUUAAUACUUUGAAUAUUUCCCAAUUACUUUUAUGUUGCACGGUUUACCCGCUGAAUUAUAAGUUUACUACUAGCCUUUUUACUUUAGUGCUCAUUGACACAAAAUGGUUUGUUCCGACUACACCAUUAUAGUAUUAUGUGGAUAUAUAUACAACUCUCCAGGCUCGUUUAGAUAAAAAAAAAUAAUAUUACUUAAUACAAUUGAUUUGUUGUGCUCUUUUAUUCCGUUUUUAAUUAAUUUCUUAUAUUACCGAAACUCGGCAAUGAUUUCCUAUGACUGCAUUUCUCACCCCUCUCUCAACAGAGUGGUUUCUUCCAACAUGGACGCCAUUCACUGACGGUACUGCCCGAUCGCGGCCUCUCAGCAUCAUGAGCGAGUUAAAGGACUGCCCCCCACUGAAAUAUUACGAUUUCAAGCCCGUCGAGCAUGUGAAGGUCUGUCCCCGCUACACUGCCGUGCUGGGCCGCUCGGAGGACGAUGGCAUCGGCAUCGAGGAGCUCGACACGCUGCAGCUGGAGCUGGAGACGCUCUUGUCCUCGGCCAGCCGCCGCCUCAGGGCCCUGGAGGAGCAGAGACAGAUUCUUACAGACUGGCAGGAUAAGAAAGGAGACAAGCGCUUUCUGAAGCUGGGUAAAGAUCCAGACCCUGCUGCCACAAAUCGCCACAAGCCAAAGAAGCAGAAGUUAGAUGGAAAAGGCAGUCACGCGCCAGGUCCUGGUCCGGGCCGGCCCAAGUCCAAAAACCUGCAGCCUAAAGUCCAAGAGUAUGAAUUUACAGAUGAUCCGCAAGACAUUCCCCGCACUCCCAAGAACGAUGCACCUAACAGAUUCUGGGCCUCAGUGGAGCCAUACUGCGCUGAUAUCACAAAUGAAGAGAUACGAUUACUAGAAGAGCUUCUGAAACCCCCAGAGGAUGAAGCUGAGUUUUUCAAAAUUCCAGCUCUGGGCAAACACUACUCGCAGCGGUGGGCUCAGGAAGAUCUGCUGGAGGAGCAAAGAGAGGGAGCCCGCGCCAACGACAAGAAAAAAAGCCUGAUGGGAGGGCCGCUGUCUGAACUGGAUGCGAAAGAUGUGGACUCGCUUUUGAAAAAGUCUGAAACCCAACACGAAUCACAAGAGGACAGCUGUCCCUUCGGCCCUCUCACACAGCGGCUGCUCCAGGCCCUUGUUGAGGAGAACAUUAUAUCCCCUAUGGAGGAUUCUCCUAUACCGGACAUUUCAGGGAAGGAUGCUAAUGAUGCUGCUGGUACAUCGCCCCGGAGCCAAGGAAAGGCUUUUAGUGUCCCACAUACACGCUCACUGGAGGCACGAAUCAAAGAGGAGCUGGUAGCUCAAGGGCUGAUGGACUCUGAGGAGCGCCCAGGACCUGGAGACUCUGAGGAUGAGGUCCUGGCAGAGCUGCAGAAGCGGCAAGCGGAGCUAAAAGCCCUGAAUACCCAUAACAGAAAAAGUAAACAGGAGCUGCUGCGCUUGGCGAAAGAGGAGAUGCGUAAGCAGGAACUGAGGCAGAGAGUCAGGGUGGCCGAUAAUGAGGUGAUGGAGGCGUUUCGACGAAUUAUGGCCGCCAGACAGAAGAAACGCACUCCAACCAAGAAGGAGAAGGACCAGGCCUGGAAAGCUCUGAAGGAGAGGGAAAGCAUCCUCAAGUUACUGGACGGAUAGAGGGAGCAUCAGUUUGUGUCUGGUUUUUACCCCCAAAAAUGUUGGAGGAAAGGUCUCUUCCCACAGAUCGACACCGAUUAGAAGAUCUCUUUAUGGUCAGUGAACUGUUGUCUGUGAUGGUGUGUAUUCUGCAGGUGAUGUAAGCAGGGCUGUGUGUAGUAUUGUGGUGUGCAGCAUGAAGUUCAAAUGAUCAGUAAUAAUAAGCAUCACUCUACUUUUUUCCUCUGUUUUUAUUUUGUUAGUUGUUUUUUUAUUUCAUCUUGUUUACAAUUGUGGUGUUACAAAAACAAUACACAUAAAUGUUGGAAUAAAUAAGUACAGAGAAAAGACACGUUUUCUUUGUAUGAAAGAAACCGA
This is a messenger RNA of Betta splendens (Siamese fighting fish), 2026 nucleotides long. RefSeq names its product transcriptional adaptor 3 (NGG1 homolog, yeast)-like (gene tada3l). Lineage: Eukaryota; Metazoa; Chordata; Actinopteri; Anabantiformes; Osphronemidae. The transcript has 9 exons. The coding region runs from base 281 to 1669 and encodes 462 amino acids. Gene Ontology annotation, molecular function: transcription coactivator activity. Gene Ontology annotation, cellular component: SAGA complex. Gene Ontology annotation, biological process: regulation of transcription by RNA polymerase II. The record is from RefSeq and is a predicted model, not a curated record.